This is a messenger RNA of Lepisosteus oculatus (spotted gar), 2132 nucleotides long. Its product is annotated as zona pellucida sperm-binding protein 4-like. NCBI's taxonomy places the organism in Eukaryota, Metazoa, Chordata, Actinopteri, Semionotiformes, Lepisosteidae. Gene Ontology annotation, cellular component: egg coat. Gene Ontology annotation, molecular function: structural constituent of egg coat; acrosin binding. The record is from RefSeq and is a predicted model, not a curated record. Gene Ontology annotation, biological process: binding of sperm to zona pellucida; prevention of polyspermy.
GAUCCCCCGGCCGUCCGAUUUAAAAGCUCUUUCCGGGGGGGACGGGUCUGUCCGUUUGAAGCUCUGCUGUGGCGAGGCGAAGGUUGAAAAUGAAGAAUCUUUUGCUUGUGUUCAGACUUGCGCUGCUGAUCUCUCUUGUGAUCUCCUUGGAUCACUCCAGGCAGCCAAACCAACACAGGGGCUACGUCUCCCUGUCGGACAUCGUGCGAUCGGCUGCUUACAGGGAUCUGGUCGACGGCGUGUCGUGUCACGCCAACAACAUGACGGUGAAAAUCCUUAAAGAGCAAUUCAUUGACCUGCCGUUCAGCUUGUUUGUUGUGGGUGCUGAUGGGAAGCUCUACGAUGCCAUGGGAGUUGCGCCCAGAUGCAGCUACGUCGUCGAAGAAACGGACCGUUACGUACUCUUGACGACCCCCUAUAACGGCUGUUAUGUUCAGAGGCGGGGAGAUGUGGCGAGUCUGGUGACGGUGGUGAGGGGGACGGUUGAUGGUGGACGCAUCGAGGUGACCGAGAGGAUCCCCGUGUCCUGCAGAAUACCGCCUCUUCAGCCGGACAACGUCGGCGUGAAAAACCAAAGCAGUUCAGAGGGGGUCCCCCAUCAGCAUUGCGAUAAGGACGGGUUCUUCAACAUCGUUGUUCACCGCAACGCGACGGUCCCCGACCUGCUCCUGGAGACUGUGCAGGUGGCAGAAGGCAGGGGUGCUGGCUGUACCCCCACACGGAUGUCCCCCGAGUCUGUGGCAUUCCGGUUCCCCCUCACUUCGUGCGGAUCGCGGAUAAGGUUCUCCAACGGCAAAAUGAUCUAUUCGGUGGACAUCAAGGCCGAAAAAAAGAUUCUGAGUGGAAGAAGGGGAUCUAUACUUCGGGAUAGUUCUUUCAAGCUUACCGUCAGCUGCAUGUUCUUGUUAAUUGGUUCAGCCCAAUUAAACACAGAUGUGCAGAAGAAGACACAGGCAGAGACUGCUGUGAUGAAGAGUGAGGGAGCACUCCAUCUGGAACUAAGACUGGCUAAAGAUUCCUCCUACGGCGCCUAUUACUCCCCCCGGGACCACCCUGUGGUGCGCGUGCUACGCCAGCCUGUGUUCGCCGAGGUGCGAGUCCUCAACCGGGAGGAUCCAGAUCUCCAGCUCCAGCUGGGCGACUGCUGGGCCACUCCCAGCAGAGAUCCGGGUGAUCCCCGCCGAUGGACCCUGCUGCAGAAAGGGUGUCCUUAUACUGGUGAUAACUAUAAGACGGAACUUCAGCCUGUCUUAGCAGGUCCAAGUUCCAAGUUUCCAAACCACCGGAAGAGGUUUCGAGUCACCAUGUUCAGUUUUGUGGACUCGCAGUCAACACGAAAUUUCCAUGGUUCGGUCUACUUUCACUGUGAGGCGGAGGUGUGUAAAGGUGGAACAGGCUGCACCCUAUCCUGUACUAGUAGAAAGAGGAGAGCCAGGGAUCGGUGGAAUGGGCGAAUCUCCUCUCGUCACAGUGUCGUUUCAGGAGGUCCCUUUUUCAUCCUUUAAAAAAUAAAACCCCAAGCUGCAGGUACAGCUUUACUGUAUAACGGGAGAUCAGGAGAUACCCCAUGUCUGUAUUUUUACUUAAAUACAACCCCCAUGGGGAAAAAUAACUGGAACUUUGUUUCCCAAGAUGAUGGAUAUCGAAGGAACUUUGCUGUGUCAGAAUCCUGCAAAUUCCUGCAAUUGUAAAGGUUUAACUGGAAUCUGCGAAGCCAAAAAAAAAAGGUUCUUUGUACAGUAGGUCCCUCUGUGACUGCAGUAUAUAAGCACUGCUUUAAAAUCUGUGUGAACUUUUUUUUUCUAAAUCUUAAGCAAUGGAUUUGUACACUUUCAAGGGAAACUUAAUGCUGUUGGAUCCCCUGUGAAUAAAUUAAAAUGCACUCCCAGUAGAGAAGUAAAAGUCCAAUUUCUGCUCUGGCCAUUAGCCUUGUUCACCUGAACAAUAAAUGGCUCUACGAGGAAGUUCAGUCUCUCUGGAAGUAAAAAAUAUAGAGGGCGCUUUCUGCCUUAUUAAUAGAGGAAAUUCAUGUUUUGUUUUUUUUCUUGAGAGGUACUCCACAAGGCCUUUGCGCAGAUUGGAAAUGGUUACCUCUGUGCAAACCAUUAAAAUCUACAGCCUACUACAAAGUA